This is a messenger RNA of Dovyalis caffra, 1062 nucleotides long. Lineage: Eukaryota; Viridiplantae; Streptophyta; Magnoliopsida; Malpighiales; Salicaceae. The record is from the annotation of a GenBank genome assembly.
AUGGCCUCCUCGACCAUUAGCAACCUCUCGUCCGCGUUUCUCCCGAGUCAACUCAGCAACUGGAGUCGAGUUCAAUCCAAGCCGAGUUGCACCCCGACCUUUAAACGCCCCAGUUUCGCGGCAAAAAUUCGCGCUUCUUCCACUGCCUUUGCCGAUACCAGGCCAACGGAUACUGUGGUGGUUGAAAAGGAUGUCGGUAGCAGCAAGAACAUCCUAGCCUGUCCCAUAUGUUACGAGCCCGUAACUUUGAUUGGUGCAAACGUCUUAUCUGUAGAAUCUGCUCGCGCAUCUAGUUUGCAGUGCAGCACCUGCAAGAAGACUUACUCUGGCAAGGAAACACAUCUUGAAUUAACGGUAGCUAGUGGGGCUAAGGAAUAUGAUGAUGCUAUGCCUAUGGCCACAGAAUUUUUCAGAACUCCAUUCAUAUCAUUCCUUUAUGAGAGAGGUUGGCGUCAAAAUUUUGUAUGGGGUGGUUUUCCAGGCCCAGAGAAAGAGUUUGAAAUGAUGAAGGAUUACCUCAAUCCAGUUUUAGGUGGCAAUAUUCUAGAUGCUAGUUGCGGUAGUGGUUUAUUUUCAAGACUGUUCGCCAAGAGUGGGCUGUUUUCUCUUGUUAUGGCUCUGGACUACUCAGAAAACAUGCUGCAACAGUGCUAUGAAUUCGUCAAGCAGGAGAGACUUUCCAAAAGAACUAUAUCUAAUUGGAACUUAAUAUUGGUCAGAGCUGAUAUAGCUAGACUUCCUUUCGUUUCUGGUUCUCUUGAUGCUGUCCAUGCUGGUGCUGCUAUACACUGUUGGCCUUCACCAUCAGCGGCUGUAGCUGAAGUAAGUAGAGUAUUGAGACCUGGAGGAGUGUUUGUCGGUACCACCUACAUACUUGAUGGGCCUUUCAGUUUCAUCCCAUUUUUGAAGCCUAUAAGCCAGAGACUCACACAAGUAUCUGGCAGCAACUUCUUCCUAUCUGAACGUGAACUAGAAGACGUCUGUAGAGCCUGUGGACUAGUUGAUUUUACAUGUACAAGAAAUAGGCAAUUUGUGAUGUUUUCUGCAACAAAACCCAGCUAA